Salmo salar (Atlantic salmon) is the source of this 2647-nucleotide messenger RNA. The record is from RefSeq and is a predicted model, not a curated record. Lineage: Eukaryota; Metazoa; Chordata; Actinopteri; Salmoniformes; Salmonidae.
CCGAAGAUCCUCCUCUGGACUGGGACUGGGACUAGAGACAGGAGCAGGACAAUGAUCCACAACACACAUCCUGGCUGUGUAAGGGCUAUUUGACCAAGAAGGAGAGUGAUGAAGUGCUGCAUCAGAUGACCUGGCCUCCACAAUCACCCGACCUCAACCCAAUUGAGAUGGUUAGGGAUGAGUUGGACCGCAGAGUGAAGGAAAAGCAGCCAACAAGUGCUCAGCAUAUGUGGGAACUCCUUCAAGACAGUGGGGGAAGUUUCAGACAUUGAGAUUAGAUAGAAUGGGGUUUACCACUGAUACACACAGUGUCAGCACUCUCCCAUUCUGGUCUGUAUUAUAAGACAUGGCUAAGUAAAAACAGACGGUGACUGUGCUCACCAGUGUGUGUGUGUGUGUGUGUGUUUUGUAUUGUAUUGUAUUCAUACCCUGUGGUCUCUGUUGCAGGACAUGGCUGGGUACAGGCCGAGGGUGAUAGUGCUGAGUAAGAAGGCAGGUCAAAGUUUUGGCUUCCUCUUGAGGGUGGAGCAAGGAGAGGAUGGUCACCUGAUCAGGAACCUGGAGAGUGGCAGCCCGGCCAAGCUGGUGGGUUUGAAGGACGGAGACCGCAUCCUCCGGGUCAACGGAACCUAUGUGGACGAAAUGGACCACUCACGGGUAGUGGACCUGGUGAAGGAGAGCGGUGCGUCUGUCACCUUCCACGUUCUGGAUGUGGCAUCCUACAAGCAGGCUAAGACUAAGGGGGUGGACCUGUCUGACCCACACGCCACACCUACCCAGCACGCCAUGAACGGGGUGGGAGGAGGGGCGCCCAAACCCAAACUCUGCUACCUGGCCAAGUCCAGCGGGGGCUACGGCUUCUCUUUGCGCUCUAUCAAAGAUGAGAGGGGUGACCUGGGCAUGUUCAUGACAGAGGUGGCCCCAGGGGGUGUGGCCGCGAGGGCAGGGGUCAAGACCAACGACCGCCUGAUAGAGGUCAACGGGGAGAACAUGGAGAACGCCACUCAUGACCAGAUAGUUGAAAAGGUCAAGGCAUCAGGCAGCAGCGUCAUGUUUCUAUUGGUGGAUGAGGACACAGACAAGUUCUACAAGAUAAAACGCAUCAGGAUAGGGGCGGGGCUAGCCACAGUGAAGCUCCUCCCACUGAAGCCACGCAUCGCAGACUUGGUCAAAGGAUCAGACGGCUAUGGAUACUUCUUAAGGACUGAGCCUAACAAGACAGGCCACUUCAUCAGGGACAUUGACAGGGGUAGCCCAGCCGAGAGGGCGGGAUUAAAGGAGAUGGACAGGCUGGUUGCCGUGGAGGAUGUGGAAGUGGAUGGCUGCAGCCAUGAGCAGGUGGUGGACAGGAUCAGACAGUGUGGCAACAAGUGCUGCCUCCUGGUGGUCGAUGAAGACACUGACACGCUUUACAAGAUGGGAGGCGUUUCUCCUCUGUUCUACUUGGAAGAGAUUAUGGAAUCCCUCCUUCCAGUAACCCCUCCACCCAGCUACCCAGAGUCCAUGCCGGCCCUAGCCCCGGCCCCGGCCCCAGCCCCUGUUACCACAGAUCUCCUCAAGCUGUGCAAGAUGGAGAAGACCUCCGUCGGGUACGGCUUCCACCUCAACGGUAUACAGGGAGUCUUUGGCCAGUAUAUCAAAGAGGUGGUGAAGGGUGGAGCCGCGGACAGGGCUGGUCUAGAGGACGGAGACAUGGUGGUGGAGGUGGACGGUGUGAAUGUGGAGCAGAACAGUCACGAGCAAGUGGUGGGGUUGAUCCGUAAGAGUGGCAGCUCGCUGGUACUCCUAGUUGCCGGGAAGCAGGCCAACGACCACUUCAAAGCCAAAGGGGUGGCCAUCACUCCUCAGCUCUUCAUCCCCUCGUCCCAAGCCAGGUCCCCAUCCCCAGCCCCGUCCCCGUCCCUAGCACGGAGCCACACACCAGCCCAGAUAGACACCCCAGCCACUCUGGAGGAGGUCCAAGAGGAGGAAGACGAGGAGGCUGCUGAGCCAGACACCACGCCGCACCAGGCACGAGAGAGGACUCCAUCUGUGUCAUCAGCAGCAUCAUCAUCUUGCUCGAGUGUUGAUGAGAGACUCUGAGAAGUCUCCAAUGAGAAAUCAUUUCCUGUUAAGACUUUUUCUGUCUCCCAUCAACCUUUGCACCAUGCUGGAUAAUGCAGGUAUCUCUGCUCAAGAACGCUGAUCAAACUUAAUACAUUCCGAUGACAGAGGCUGGUUUUAGGUAUCAAUGCAAAUCGGUUGAAAAUAGCAAUAAAUAGCCAUUAAUGUGUAAUUGUAUUGAUCAGUUAGAUAGCACUGUUAUCCAACCAGCAUAUGUAUCAGUAUAAUCUCAUUACGAACACCUGCAAUGUAGACCGAGAACACUAGUAAUGCCAGUUCAAUGUGUUUAACUGGAACAGUAACCAUAGUGACAGAGGUCUACUGUACUACACCUUAAUAAUAAUACUGUCUUUUAAAUAUCAUUAAAAUAAUCAAAUACAUUUGAUUUGUUUUAGCGUACCCAAAGAGCCAUUGUGUCUUUCUGCUCAGAUGUCAAAUACUGCUCUCACAACGAGAAUAAAUGAUCCUGGACCAGAUGCCUGUUUAUAAGUGGUGUAUGUAAAGUGGCAUUGCAGUACUUACUGAAUAAAAUAAAGGGAACAGA